AUGGCCGCCGCCGGUCUCCGGGGGCCACUGUAUGAAGCCCUCUGCAUGCAACUGCUGCUGACCCUCUUGGUCUUCACUUUUGCUGGUGAAGCCUGCAAAAGGGUGAUAUUUAAUGUACCCUCUAAGCUAGAGGCAGACAAAUUGAUUGGCAGAGUUGAUUUGAAGGAAUGUCUCAGGUCUGCAGACUCCAUCCAGUCAAAUGAUCCUGAUUUCAGAGUUCUGGAUGAUGGUUCCGUAUACACAGCCAGGGCCAUUGUGUUGUCUAGUGAGAAAAGAUCAUUCACCAUAGGACUUUCUGACAGGAAGACACAGACCCUGAAAGAGAUUUAUGUGCUCCUGGAACACCAGAAAAAGAUGUUGAAGAAAAGACACACUAAAGAAACUGUUCUCAGGAGAGCCAAGAGGAGAUGGGCACCUAUUCCUUGUUCAAUGCAAGAGAAUUCCCUGGGCCCCUUCCCUCUGUUUCUUCAACAAGUUCAAUCUGAUGCAGCACAGAAUUAUACCGUCUUCUACUCAAUAAGUGGGCGUGGAGUUGACCAAGAACCUUUAAAUUUGUUUUUCAUAGAAAGAGACACUGGAAAUUUGUAUUGCACCCGGCCCGUGGAUCGUGAGGAAUAUGAUGUCUUUGAUUUGAUUGCCUACGCAUCAACUGCAGAUGGGUACUCGGCGGAUUUACCUCUUCCACUACCCAUCAAAGUGGAGGAUGAAAAUGACAACCACCCUAUUUUCACAGAAACAAUUUAUAAUUUUGAAGUUCCAGAAAGUAGUAGACUUGGUACAACAGUGGGAGUGGUAUGUGCCACAGACAGAGAUGAACCAGACACAAUGCACACACGUCUGAAGUACAGCAUUUUGGAGCAGAAUCCGAAAUCACCUGGGCUCUUUUCUGUGCAUCCCAGCACAGGUGUGAUCACCACAGUUUCUCACUACUUGGACAGAGAGGUUAUAGACAAGUACACAUUGAUAAUGAAAGUCCAAGACAUGGAUGGUCAAUUUUUUGGAUUGUCCAGUACAUCAACUUGUAUCAUAACAGUAAAAGAUUCAAAUGACAAUGCACCUACUUUCAGACAAAAUGCUUAUGAAGCAACAGUAGAUGAAAAUAUAUAUAAUGUGGAAAUCUUAAGAAUACCUAUAGAAGAUAAGGAUUCAAUUAAUACUGAAAAUUGGAGGGCUAAUUUUACCAUUUUAAAAGGAAAUGAAAAUGGUUACUUCAAAAUUAGCACAGACAAAGCAACUAAUGAAGGUGUUCUCUGUGUUGUAAAGCCACUGAAUUAUGAAGAAAAUCAUCAAAUGAUCUUAGAAAUUGGAGUAAACAAUGAAGUUCCAUUUAUUAGAGAUAUUGCAACCAGAGUACCCACCAUGAAUCGAGCUUUGGUUACUGUUCGAGUGAAGGAUCAGGAUGAAGGGCCUGAAUGUAACCCUCCAGCUCAGUAUGUGCGAAUUAAAGAAAACUCAGCAGCGGGGUUAAAGGUCAAUGGCUAUAAGGCAUAUGACCCUGAAACUAAAAAUAGCAAUGGCUUAAGAUACAAAAAAUUGCAUGAUCCUAAAGAAUGGAUCAGCAUAGAUGAAAUUUCGGGAUUAAUAACAGUUUCCAAAGUCCUGGACAGAGAAGUUAUGGCUCCCAGAAAUGAUGUUUAUAAUGUUACAGUCCUGGCAAUAGACCAAGAUGGCAGAUCAUGUACUGGAACUCUUGCAGUGAACAUUGAAGAUGUGAAUGACAACCCUCCCCAGUUACUCCAAGAUUACCUUGUAGUUUGCAAACCAAAGAUGACAUACGUUGACAUUUCAGCCAUCGAUCUUGAUGAACCUGUCCAUGGAGCUCCAUUUCAUUUCAGCUUGGCAAACACCUCUCCAGAAGUCAAUAGAAUAUGGACCAUCAACAAAGUUAAUGAUACAGCUGCCCGUCUGUCAUACCGGAAAAAUGCUGAACUUCAAAAAUAUAUCAUUCCUAUUACUGUGAAAGACAGAGCGGGCCAAUCUGCAACCCGAAACUUGCGAGUUGAUCUCUGUGACUGUACUCACCCCAGUCAGUGUGUCUCAACUUCAAGAAGUGCAGACGUGUCACUUGGAAAAUGGGCCAUCCUUGCAAUAUUACUGGGCAUAGCACUACUGUUUUCUGUAUUGCUGACUUUAGUAUGUGGAGUUGUUAGUGCCAGAAAAGGGAAAAGUUUCCCUGAAGAUUUAGCACAGCAGAACUUAAUUAUAUCGAACACAGAAGCACCUGGAGAUGAUAGAGUGUGUUCUGCUAAUGGAUUCACAGCCCAGACUGCCAACAACUCUAGUCACGGCUUUUGUGGCACCUUGGGAUCUGGAAUCAGAAAUGGAGGGCAGGAAACUAUCGAAAUGGUGAAAGGACACCAGACCCUGGACUCCUGCCGGGGGGCUGGGCAUCAUCACACACUGGAUUCCUGCAGGGGAGGACAUGUGGAUGUGGACAACUGCAGAUACACUUACUCCGAGUGGCACAAUUUCACUCAGCCCCGACUUGGAGAAAAGUUGCAUGUGUGCAAUCAGAAUGAAGACCACAUGCCAUCGCAAGACUAUGUCCUCACAUAUAACUACGAAGGAAGGGGAUCUCCAGCUGGUUCUGUAGGUUGCUGCAGUGAAAAACAGGAAGACGAUGGACUUGACUUUCUAAAUAAUUUGGAACCCAAAUUUCUUACAUUAGCAGAAGCAUGCACGAAGAGAUAA
Marmota flaviventris (yellow-bellied marmot) is the source of this 2691-nucleotide messenger RNA. RefSeq names its product desmocollin 3 (gene Dsc3). Gene Ontology annotation, molecular function: calcium ion binding; gamma-catenin binding. Gene Ontology annotation, cellular component: plasma membrane; desmosome. Gene Ontology annotation, biological process: homophilic cell-cell adhesion. NCBI's taxonomy places the organism in Eukaryota, Metazoa, Chordata, Mammalia, Rodentia, Sciuridae. The record is from RefSeq and is a predicted model, not a curated record.